ACCAUGGAAACAUUUUCGAGCACGAGGGGCUAAAUUUUCCGUGUCAAAAAUGUCCUAAAUUUGCGAUGAAUCUGAAAAAAGAUGGGGUUGGGGUUCCGGGAGUGAGUCUGACGAAGAAGAAGAGCGUGCUGUUAGUGCAGGGGCCGCCGCCGCCCCCGGGGCAAGACGAGAAACCCGCCGGCGCCCCCAAAACCGACGUCGUUGAGCGCAAGGCCACUGUCCUCGAGAAUCAUGGUUAUUCCCUCGGCAAGACCAUCGGCACCGGCUCUUAUGCCACCGUUAAAGUUGCAAAUUCCGAACGGCACAAAACUCAUGUUGCCGUUAAAAUUGUGUCCAAAUUUCAAGCACCUCCGGAUUACUUAAAAAAAUUUUUACCUCGUGAAAUUGAAGUGGUGAAAGGCCUAAAACAUCAACACUUGAUUAGAUUCCUGCAGGCGAUUGAAACCACACAUAGGGUUUACAUCAUCAUGGAAUACGCAGAGAAGGGAAGUUUGCUGGACAUCAUAAGACGAGACUGUUAUAUUGAUGAGCCUCGUGGGAAAUUAUGGUUCCGCCAACUUGUUGAUGCUGUUGAGUACUGUCAUGAAAAAGGAGUAGUUCACAGGGACAUUAAGUGUGAAAAUCUGUUGAUGGACAGAGACUACAAUAUAAAGCUCUCAGACUUUGGCUUUGCUAGAGGGAGUAUGAAGCCAAAAAGUGGAAUUCCAAUAAUGAGUGAGACAUUCUGUGGAAGCUAUGCAUACGCCUCACCUGAAAUAUUGCGUGGCAUUCCCUAUCAGCCUCAGCUAUCAGAUAUUUGGUCAAUGGGUGUUGUGCUUUAUGCAACGGUCUAUGGGCGGUUACCAUUCGAUGAUUCAAACUACAGCCAGUUACUAAAACAAGUUCAAAGUAAAGUAACAUUUCCCAAAGAACCGAAAAUUUCAACAAGAUGCCGCACCUUAAUACUCCAAAUUCUGGCACCGGUCAAGCAACGAAUACGACUAGCAGGUAUCAAAAAUGAUCCUUGGCUCACGGAAGUAGACAGUGAGUUGCCUCAAGAUGACGCCAAGCCCCCGUUAACAGAUGAUGUGAGUGGCCAGACCUCCUGCGUAGAAACAGCAGAGGAUGAUCUAUCCUCCAGGGACAGAGGAGGCAACUCUUGUCUAGCAUCAAUGGAAUCCUCCAAUUCAACAAUCAUCCAGGCAGAAACAAAUGAUGCAAAAGAACAGUUGCAAACAGUCAUGAGUCAAUCUUUUUCUGACAUCAGUGCUGCACCGUCCCUCCGAUCAAACAUGACCGGACUGUCCAAACUAAUAGGAUUGAAGCGUUUAGCUAAGCGGUUCAUAGUAAGAAGAAAGUCAAGAGCAUCACGAUGAAAAAUUCCAUUGAGGGGUUGAUCAUUAAACAUCUCAAUGUUUAUCAACUUUUGAUGGAGCACCCUGAUCAUCCUCUACAUUAAAUGAUGCAGGCAUUGAUGUUCCUUCGCCUCUUCAACGAUUAGUCAGAUCUGAGGAAUCACCAACUACCUAAGUCUCGUACUUUGCUGCGCAUCCUGUUAUCAGCAACCCCGAAUCUCUCUCCCUCCGUCCUCUACUUUACUUCUAAUUACACACGAGGUGCCUCAUUCAUCUUUCUCCACAGGAAACCUAAUUAAUGGCUGCACUGCUGCUGUCAAAUGGCAACCAGAGACAGACUAAAACUGGCGACGCUGCCAGGCACAAUGAAACGAACCGGUUAACCGCAGAAAACCUUCAAAAAUAAACAAUCAGCAUUUUA
Messenger RNA from Bemisia tabaci, 1755 nucleotides. RefSeq names its product testis-specific serine/threonine-protein kinase 4. Gene Ontology annotation, cellular component: cytoplasm. Gene Ontology annotation, molecular function: tau-protein kinase activity; ATP binding. The record is from RefSeq and is a predicted model, not a curated record. NCBI's taxonomy places the organism in Eukaryota, Metazoa, Arthropoda, Insecta, Hemiptera, Aleyrodidae. Gene Ontology annotation, biological process: protein phosphorylation; intracellular signal transduction; microtubule cytoskeleton organization.